AUGCAGACGGGCGCAGGAGAAGAUAGCGUGGGAAGUCUCCAGAAGGCUAUUAAGCAACUCGUCCAUUCCAAGGAUGUGAAAGCCUGCAAACAAGAAGACAUUGAGGUCUAUGAACUUGGAACCACCAAGGCCAAUUAUCGAGAUGGUGCUCGAAAACCGCUCAAGCCAGACGACAAGCUGCCAAGCGGAAGCAGUUCCAAAAACUACAUUUUUGUGCACAUUCCCCGAGACGAACAGGCCCUGAAGGCGGAACGCCAAAAAAUUGCCACCAGCCGUCCCAAAAUGAAUCCUCGUGGGGAAUCCAUGCGAAUCGUGGGCAACACUAAUAGUAAUCCAAGAGGAGCCAUGGCGAAAAAUCCUCGCGGGGAAUCCAUGAGAGUCAUCAACCCAAGAGGGUCCAUGAACAAACCCAACCCACGCGGUUCGGCCAGCAAACCGGCCAUUCGCAAAAAGAAACCCGCAGCCGUGAAGCCAAAAGUCGAAGAAAAGAAGGACGACUCUGCUGAAUUGUUGGAACGACAACAAAAAGCCGAGGAAAACACAAUACGCUGCUUCUAUCAGGCGGGAGACGAUGAUGGAACACCGGAUUCUGUAGAAAUGUCCAGAAAUGAUACAGUCGAUUCACUAAAGAAGAAAAUCUUGAAUGGUAACAACCCUUAUUUCAAUGGGAUAAGCAACAAUAAAGACAUCAAAAUAUUCCUGCCAGACCACAAUGGUAAUCCUGCCAAAGAACUCAAAGAUGGUGAUCGAAUCCCAGAUACAUCAUCAUCCGCUGACAAGCCACUCAUUGUCAGAAAAAAGCAGGAUUGCUGCUACAAGCUGGGUGAUGAUGGCCAACCUGAUUCCAUUGCAAUGAUGGCUGGUGACUCUGUGGCCAGCCUGAAGGAAAUGAUUCUACAAAGCAACAAACGUGACCCCUUUAUGAGUGGGAUCAAGGACCCUUCAGAUGUCAAGAUCUUCUUGCCUGGCAAAAAUGGAAAACCUGGGCAAGAGCUGGGUGACAAUGAUGUCAUUCCUGAUGGAUCCAGCUUGGAUCAGCCAUUGGUAGUGAAGAGAAGCCAAGAUUGCUGCUACAAGCUGGGCGAUGAUGGCCAACCUGAUUCCAUAGCAAUGAUGGCUGGUGACUCUGUUGCCAGCCUGAAAGAAAAGAUUCUCAAAAGCAACAAAAGUGACCCCUUUAUGAGUGGUAUCAAGAAACCCUCAGAUGUCAAGAUCUUCUUGCCCGGCAAAAAUGGAAAACCUGGGAAAGAGCUGAGUGACAGUGAUGUCAUUCCUGAUGGAUCCAGCUUGGAUCAGCCAUUGGUAGUGAAGAGAAGCCAGGAUUGCUGCUACAAGCUGGGCGAUGAUGGCCAACCUGAUUCCAUUGCAAUGAUGGCUGGUGACUCUGUGGCCAGCCUGAAGGAAAAGAUUCUACAAAGAAACAAAAGCAACCCCUUUAUGAGUGGCAUCAAGGACCCUUCAGAUGUCAAGAUCUUCUUGCCUGGCAAAAAUGGAAAACCUGGGAAAGAGCUGGGUGACAAUGAUGUCAUUCCUGAUGGAUCCAGCUUGGAUCAGCCAUUGGUAGUGAAGAGAAGCCAGGAUUGCUGCUACAAGCUGGGUGAUGAUGGCCAGCCUGAUUCCAUUGCAAUGAUGGCUGAUGUCAAGAUCUUCUUGCCGGGCAAAAACGGAAAGCCUGGGAAAGAGCUGGGUGACCAGGAUGUCAUUCCCAAUGGAUCCAGCUUGGAUCAGCCAUUGGUAGUGAAGAGAAGCCAGGAUUGCUGCUACAAGCUGGGCGAUGAUGGCCAGCCUGAUUCCAUAGCAAUGAUGGCAGGUGACUCUGUGGCCAGCCUGAAGGAAAAGAUUCUCAAGAGCAACAAAAGUGACCCAUUUAUGAGUGGUAUCAAGAAACCCUCAGAUGUCAAGAUCUUCUUGCCUGGCAAAAAUGGAAAACCUGGGAAAGAGAUGAGUGACAGUGAUGUCAUUCCUGAUGGAUCCAGCUUGGAUCAGCCAUUGGUAGUGAAGAGAAGCCAGGAUUGCUGCUACAAGCUGGGCCAUGAUGGCCAGCCUGAUUCCAUAGCAAUGAUGGCUGGUGACUCUGUUGCCAGCCUGAAGGAAAAGAUUCUCAAAAGCAACAAAAGUGACCCUUUAUGA
Messenger RNA from Seminavis robusta, 2130 nucleotides. The record is from the annotation of a GenBank genome assembly. NCBI's taxonomy places the organism in Eukaryota, Bacillariophyta, Bacillariophyceae, Naviculales, Naviculaceae.